Molecule: messenger RNA, 4565 nt
Organism: Solea senegalensis (Senegalese sole)
Lineage: Eukaryota; Metazoa; Chordata; Actinopteri; Pleuronectiformes; Soleidae
Gene: aplp2
Product: amyloid beta (A4) precursor-like protein 2
Exons: 18
Coding region: 253-2565 (770 amino acids)
Biological process (GO): central nervous system development; axonogenesis
Cellular component (GO): membrane
Molecular function (GO): transition metal ion binding; serine-type endopeptidase inhibitor activity; heparin binding
Source: RefSeq, a predicted model, not a curated record
CGCAGUCCACAUUUCAUUUCUACAGAGGAACAAACGCUCAACACUGAGCCUGCAACAUUUUCAACCGAGCUCUGGAAUCCAAAGCAGCGGCGCAGGACGCGUCCCGCUCUCCGGGAUCUUUUCUUCUUCUCCAUUCCCAGCAGGACUUUGUUUGCUCCCCUUUAUUGUCCAAGGACGUCUCCUCACUCACACAGACACAGAUAUAUCUCACAUAGAGGAUACAAGUCAUUUACAGUAGCAUAAUCCUGGAAGAUGGGUUCAUUCCCAGCGAUAUCUGCCCUCGUUCUGGGUAUUGUGGUUCCUGUGCUGUCCGGAUACAUCGAGGCAUUAGCAGCCAAUGCGGGCACGGGGUUUGCCGUGGCUGAGCCACAGGUGGCGAUGUUCUGCGGAAAGCUCAACAUGCACGUGAACAUCCAGACCGGCCGCUGGGAACCAGACCCAUCCGGAACAAAGAGCUGCGUAGGAACCAAAGAGGGUGUGUGGCAGUACUGCCAGGAGAUGUAUCCCGAGCUCCAGAUUACAAACGUGGUGGAGGCCAAUCAGCCAAUCCGUAUUGAGAACUGGUGCAAGAAGGAGAAGAAGGUGUGCAAAGGCCACGCCCACAUUGUGGUGCCUUACAAAUGCUUAGUGGGAGAGUUCGUGAGCGACGUACUCCUGGUUCCGGAGAAGUGCAAGUUCUUCCACAAGGAGCGCAUGGACAUGUGCGUCAGCCACCAGCAGUGGCACGGCGUGGCCAAAGAGGCUUGUGCCAAGAGCUCCAUGGUGCUGCACACCUACGGCAUGCUGCUGCCCUGCGGCAUCGACAAGUUCCACGGCACCGAGUACGUGUGCUGCCCGUCCUCGCACGCCGAGGACGCCGCCCCACCUCCCCUGCCCUCGCAGGAGGACGACGAAGAGGAGGAGAUAGAGGAUGAGGAGAUUGACGACCUGGAGGAGGAGGAGGAGGAGGAGGACGCUGUGGAGAACAGUGAAACACCAACCGAGGAGCAGCCCACGCAGAAGGAAGAGCCACUGGACGAGGAUGAGGAUGAUGAGGAGGAGGAAGAUGAGGAGGAGUACCACUACGUCUACGAGGACGAGGAGGCGGAUAAGGAGGACGAGGACGAGAAGAAGGAAAGCGGCAGGAUGUCGGAGAGCCAAGACGAGGACAAGACUCUGCAGGAAGUGAAAGCGGUGUGCACCCUGGAGGCCGAGACCGGCCCCUGCCGUGCCUCCAAGCCCCGCUGGCACUUCGACAUGAGCCAGCGCAAGUGUGUGCGCUUCAUAUACGGGGGCUGCGGCGGCAACCGCAACAAUUUCGACUCAGAGGAAUACUGCAUGGCCGUGUGCAAGCGCCUGAUCGUGCCCCCGACACCUCAGCCCACCGAUGAUGUGGACAUCUACUUUGAGACUCCAGCUGAUGACAAGGAGCACAGUCGCUUCCAGAGGGCCAAGGAGCAGCUGGAGAUAAGGCACCGUAAUCGCAUGGAGAGGGUAAGAAGGGAGUGGGAGGAGGCUGAUCUUCAGGCUAAGAACCUGCCCAAAGCCGAGAGGCAGACACUGAUCCAGCACUUCCAAGCCAUGGUGGAGUCCCUGGAGGAGGAGGCAGCCAGUGAGAAGCAGCAGCUGGUCGAGACUCACCUCGCCCGGGUGGAGGCCAUGCUGAAUGACCGCCGCCGGCUGGCCUUGGAGAACUACCUGGCUGCCCUGCAGGCCGACCCCCCCAGGCCUCACCGCAUCCUGCAGGCCCUGAGACGAUACGUCCGUGCUGAGAACAAGGACCGGCAGCACACCAUCCGACACUACCAGCACGUCCUGGCUGUGGAUCCCGAGAAGGCUGCUCAGAUGAAGUCACAGGUGAUGACCCACCUGCGUGUGAUCGAGGAGAGGAUGAACCAGAGUCUCUGUCUGCUCUACAAAGUUCCAUAUGUGGCCGAGGAGAUUCAGGAUGAAAUCGACGAGCUGCUCCAGGAGCAGAAAGCCGACUUGGAUCUCUUCCUGACGUCCAUCUCUGAAUCGCAGCCAGAUGUCACCAUGUCCUCAGAGGAGAGCGUGGAAGUCCCCGUGUCCGAGGGCAAACCCUACCGGCCCUUCCAGGUCUCAUCUUUGGGGUCGCGCUCAGAGCCGGAGGGCGAUUUUUCAGACUCCCCACGUGCCUUCAAGAAAGGCUCUGCCAUGUCUGGUUUGGACGGCCUGAUCGGCGCCGAGGAGAGGAUCAUCAACAGCAAACCCAAGAUCAGCAACAACGUGGUGAUUGAUGAGUCUCUGGAUGUUAAAGAAGAGGUUUACAGUGCAGAUAUAGCCUACGUUAUGCAUGAUGAUGACCUGGGGACCUACCGUCCUCUGGGAGAGGAUUUCAGCUUCGGGAGCAGUGCACUGAUCGGCUUGCUGGUGAUUGCAGUGGCCAUAGCAACAGUGAUUGUGAUCAGUCUGGUGCUCUUGAGGAAGAGGCAAUACGGCACCAUCAGCCACGGCAUCGUUGAGGUUGACCCCAUGCUGACACCAGAGGAACGUCACCUCAACAAGAUGCAGAACCACGGCUACGAAAACCCCACUUACAAAUAUCUGGAGCAGAUGCAGAUCUAACCGGCACAGUGGAGGACGGCUACCGCGGGGAACAUACUACUGACCAAUAACACAUGAUGCUGUUGUUUCAAUUAUUUGCAUACAUCCAAACUCCAUUUACUGGUUUGUUGACAACAAUCCUUACAUAAUGCUACUACUUCUACUACUGCUACUAUUGUACUAUAGAGCUCUUUUUGAUCAUGUUUCUUUUUUGAAAGGGUGAUGUACCUGCCAUUUAUUUUACAUUUCAUGUGAUUCUGCGGAUCUCUCUGUAAUUAUCAGUACAACGCUCUCAGAUCAAGGUGUAUAACAUUUCUUCAGAUAUUUUGUUUUAUUUCUUAAAGUGAACGGCAAGUUAGAAUUUAAAAGUGGUUCUGAGUAGUCAUCAUCAAACCGGCCCACCAGGCACUACACUUUUUUCCCAUCAUUCAAGUGUCACGCGAGCAGUUUCUGAUGGUUUCCUCAAAAAUACUUGGUGUUUUAUUUUGUUCUCUUUUUUUUUUCUCCUCUCGAUAGAUUGCUUGUAUAUGAAGGUUCUUUGUACCGAUUAAAAUGUAUAGUGAAACGACAAAUGAGAAAAAAAAAAUGAAAUCAUGAAUUAUUUACUUUCUGUUCUUUGUUACGAUAACUGACAAAAAUAUACAUAUACAGUUGAAAUAUAUAAAUAUAUAUACAUAUGAGAGUAGGUGUUUUUAAGUCCACUUAUUUUCCCCCGGGGGAAGAGUUUGAUUAGGGUUCUCGGCUCGGCGUUCACGAGUUGUGUUUGCAGGCGCGUGGUGAGGAAGAGUCGGCGAAGGUGAAGGCGUGCACAGGCCCCCAGCUCAAACACAUCGCACAGAACCCACUGUGAACUGGUAAAAAGUGAGAGUGACAACUUAUGCCCUCAUACACACACAAACACAGGCUGAUAUUAAUGAGGAAACGGAUCAGUACAAUAAGAAUUUGCGUUUGAUAUCUGUGCUACAUAGUUGAAUGUAUUGCGGAAGCUUCUUUUUCCCAAACUAUAUAUAUGUGUCCGACAGGCUCCCUCAUGGCUUCCGUUUUAAUUCAGCGUCACAUAUGUUGUGAUCAUGAAACGCCAUGAAACUGACAAGAUAUGUGUUUUCCAGGGUGGGAGUUUUCCUUUUUUUUUUUUUUGUACAAAUUAUCAACAGCAAAACUAAUUAAUUGAAGAAAAAAAAAUGGUAAUGUCUACACACGUUAUUGGAGCAGCUGUUAGCUUUGCUGGUCAUGAAGCGUGAAACGGUGUGAUGCAGCUGCUGUUGAAAUGAUGUUGAAAUACAAGCAAGUUUGUUGAAUUUAGGGGCGCUGCAGUACAAAAAUGGGGUCACGGCAAUUGGUUAACACUGGAUGAAGUGAUUUCCUGAAUCUGAAUACUCCAAAAAUUCAGGGGGAUUGCUGAAGUUAUAUAUGGAGAUUUGUUUGAAAAACUAAUUUUCAAUCCCGAUUUUGGGGUUCAGGUUCACAGAAAGGCCUGGGAUCAAAGCCACCUGUAGAUAAUGUGGAGCUGGAGGGUUGUGCAGGCAGACCGAGAAAGACUAGGCUUGAAGAGCUGGUUUCUGAAAAACAAAUAAAAAAAAGCUAACUUGUUUAAAUUUCCAGGUAGAGAAUGACACAAAAGUAAAGUGAAUCCUAGAGUCCUCUCUCUUUCUCUCUUAGUAUUUGUCUUUGUAUGCCUGUAUAGUUGAUGUUGCAAUCAUGGCUUUUUUUCUGGAAGAUUACCUGUGGUGUGCAUUGUUCUUAUAUGAAAUGAUAUGAUAUAUAUUUUUAAGUUUGUUUUCUUGUUUUCUAUUUUUUUUCUCUUCUUCUUCUUCCUGUGACAGUAUCUCUGUAUGUGACUGUCUCACUAUGCACCCAAACGGCUUCAAUCUUGUAAUUGCCUGCUUGAUUGUGGGAUUGGGACUGGGAACUAAUAUAAUAUAAACAAUAGUGAUUUUUAAAAAAAGAAAAAGUGAUUGACACCAAUGGAAACAGAUUCAUGGUUGCAGGGGGGAUACACAUCAAUAAAUUCACAACUUUCA